UACUUCAUUGUCAACGUUCAGAAUGAGAUGCCAAGCUUUGGGAGAGUGCAUUAACUAGCAUGCCCAGGGUACCGAACGUUCACUGAACUCCAUCGUCUAUCAUAUUCUGUUGCCCAGGCCUGAGGUCGUCCGGUAACCAGCUAUGUUGAUUUUGGGCUGUACCUGGCUGUACAGGUGUUGUUCGGAGCAAGCAAUAUAACACGUUCGCUCACGGUGGAUUCGGGGCAUGUAACAUUGUCAAAUACAACAUCGUAGCGUAACUCCCCAACUGACACGACUCGGAGCAGACCAUUACUCUUUACAGUACUCCCCGAUGGAUGCAAAGAAGGAUUCGACUCUUGUAAACAUAGACGUCGAACAUGUCGAGGUGGCUGGACCGUCGACUCUUCCUCCAGUACACACUACGCUUCCUCCACCCCCAGACUUUGGAGCUAGCGCAAAGGACCAGGCUUUCCCUCCAGAGUUGACGAACAUAGACUUUCCAGUGCCAUUUGGUGGCGAGGAUCCCCCUCCGGACUUCGCGCCUUAUGAGGCAGAAUACUUUGUCACCAGUAUUGGUGACAUUAUUUCACAUGACGAGCAUUUGAACGAGGAUGGUGAAGCUCUGUAUCGUUUCCUACUCUCACAGUCCCAGACCUACCCAGGGUUCUUUCUGGAUAUCCGAGGAAGUCAUAUCGAACAUCAUACACGUACAGUUCACUCUACCGAUAGCCAGGGCCAUAGUCACAGCCGUCAAGAACACUAUACCGAAACCGUCGUCGACUUUGAAUUCCCAAUCAACAUCUCUCAACACAUCAUUUCCGGACCAAUACACUGGAGCGUCGCUGACGAGGAACCUGCAUAUCGAGGAGAAAUGUUCAAAGAAGUCGAUGGUGUUUUUGCACCCGAUGAAUCUGACAUCGAAAACGGAUUGGAAUUCAGAUCGAGGAGAAAAGCGACCAAAGACGAAAUCUCCAGUGCGAAGGCUUGGGAGAAGGAAAGAAAGGCACGGGGUCUGCCUCCUUGGAUUGGGCCGGGUAUGAGUAUGGAAAGUUGGAGCGCCGCUGUCAGCCCCGAAGUCGACCCGUCGCAAACCAAUGUGCUCAAAUCGUCCAAGUCGUUGAGACAGUGGGCUGAUGAAUAUUGCGCUAGCAAGAAACACCUGAAAGAGUUCACAUACGAACGGUGUAUCUACGGCUGGAAUAUCUCUGCACUUGAACAGGCCGUUGCCGCAGCCAUCAGGUCGACUUAUUACACCGGGACCUACGAAGUGAAGUUCCGACGGACAGGUGCACACAUUUACAUUCGACCUGACAAUCACCUCUCACGAACGCUAUCAAACAAAUGGCUCAAGUUCCUACUAUGGAUUACACUUAUAUAUAUCUUCAUCUGGCUGUACAAGCGUUUCCUAGGUGGCGGAAAAUGGGAGGUCUGCGGUGGUGCAUAUGCUCUCAAACGUUGGCAGCCUGCCAGUACCGAUGACAACUCCGAUACCCUCCCACCUUAUACUGGCCCAUCCUGGGGAACAAACGGAGCUGUGGCUUCAGAUGCUAGGCACGCACCGGGCAUGACGCUGAUAGGGUUGAGAGAAGGAGAGUGGUUCCAACAGUGGGAAGGCACCAUUAAACGGGCUGUGAGCGGAAGGCUAAGAACCGAUGAGCCUUUACUUCUACCCGAUGACAGACCAACAGGUGGGGUAGCCUAUCUCUUGGACGGCUAUCGAGCGUAGAGGGUGUCGAUGAAUAGGGAGACAUGGGUAACUGACUAUUGUUACAAUGUGAAUAUUACAGUACAUAGCCUCUCUCAAGAAACAGAAGUGUAACCUAAUGCUUCCACUCUAUGCUAUUACUCGGCCGGACUUUCGACUGCUGGACACGAGGUUAGAGGGUUACAAAACGGUGCAAUUGAGGAUCAAUAGAUUUACGUACCUCGAG
Somion occarium is the source of this 1913-nucleotide messenger RNA. NCBI's taxonomy places the organism in Eukaryota, Fungi, Basidiomycota, Agaricomycetes, Polyporales, Cerrenaceae. The record is from the annotation of a GenBank genome assembly.